AUGGCGGACGGCGGCUCGGAGCGGGCUGAUGGGCGCAUCGUCAAGAUGGAGGUGGACUACAGCGCCACGGUGGACCAGCGCCUGCCCGAGUGCGAGAAGCUGGCCAAGGAAGGAAGACUUCAAGAAGUCAUUGAAACCCUUCUCUCUUUGGAAAAACAGACCCGUACUGCUUCUGAUAUGGUGUCUACAUCCCGUAUCUUAGUUGCAGUAGUGAAGAUGUGUUAUGAGGCUAAAGAAUGGGAUUUACUUAAUGAAAACAUCAUGCUUUUGUCGAAAAGACGGAGUCAGUUAAAACAAGCUGUUGCAAAAAUGGUUCAACAAUGCUGUACUUACGUUGAGGAAAUCACAGACCUUCCGAUUAAACUUCGAUUAAUUGAUACUUUACGAAUGGUUACAGAAGGAAAGAUCUAUGUUGAAAUUGAACGUGCUCGACUAACUAAAACAUUAGCAGCUAUCAAAGAGCAAAGUGGUGACGUCAAAGAGGCAGCCUCCAUUUUACAAGAGUUACAGGUGGAAACCUAUGGGUCAAUGGAAAAGAAAGAGCGAGUGGAGUUUAUUUUGGAGCAAAUGAGGCUCUGCCUAGCUGUGAAGGACUACAUUCGUACACAGAUCAUCAGCAAGAAAAUUAAUACCAAAUUUUUCCAGGAAGAAAAUACAGAGAAAUUAAAGUUAAAAUAUUAUAACUUAAUGAUUCAGCUGGAUCAACACGAGGGCUCCUAUUUGUCUAUUUGUAAGCACUACAGAGCAAUAUAUGAUACUCCCUGUAUACAGGCAGAAAGUGAAAAGUGGCAACAGGCUCUGAAAAGUGUUGUCCUCUACGUUAUAUUGGCUCCUUUUGAUAAUGAACAGUCAGAUUUGGUUCACCGAAUAAGUGCUGACAAGAAGUUAGAAGAAAUUCCUAAAUAUAAGGAUCUAUUAAAGCUUUUUACUACAAUGGAGUUGAUGCGUUGGGCUACACUUGUCGAAGACUAUGGAGUGGAAUUAAGAAAAGGUUCUCUGGAAAGUCCUGCAACUGAUGUUUUUGGUUAUACAGAAGAAGGUGAUAAAAGGUGGAAAGACUUGAAGAAUAGAGUUGUUGAACAUAAUAUUAGAAUAAUGGCCAAGUAUUAUACAAGGAUAACAAUGAAGAGGAUGGCACAACUUUUGGAUCUAUCUGUUGAUGAGUCAGAGGCUUUUCUCUCAAAUCUCGUAGUAAACAAGACCAUCUUUGCUAAAGUAGACAGGUUGGCAGGAAUUAUCAACUUCCAGAGACCCAAGGAUCCAAAUAAUUUAUUAAAUGACUGGUCUCAGAAAUUGAACUCAUUGAUGUCUCUAGUUAACAAAACUACACACCUCAUAGCCAAAGAGGAAAUGAUACAUAAUCUACAAUAA
Molecule: messenger RNA, 1371 nt
Organism: Pipistrellus nathusii (Nathusius's pipistrelle)
Lineage: Eukaryota; Metazoa; Chordata; Mammalia; Chiroptera; Vespertilionidae
Source: the annotation of a GenBank genome assembly